This is a messenger RNA of Microthlaspi erraticum, 2565 nucleotides long. NCBI's taxonomy places the organism in Eukaryota, Viridiplantae, Streptophyta, Magnoliopsida, Brassicales, Brassicaceae. The record is from the annotation of a GenBank genome assembly.
AUGUUUCACGUGGAAGAAGGAAGCAGUGCAGACGGCGGGUCUGAGAUGGAUGAUGAGAUAACCGGAGAUGAUUCUACGACGUCAUUGUCGCGCUGGGUUAAGAACGAUUACGACGAUUUCGACGAUGAGUACGACGACGAGGUGUACGACGAGCAUCAGCACGCGGAAAUGGAUUCCGACGACGAGGACGACAAUGUGGAGCAGCGUUUGAUUCGAACUAGCCCCGCCGUUGACUCCUUCGACGUCGACGCACUUGAAAUCCCCGGAACUCAGAAAAACGAAAUCGAGGACUCUAGCAUAGGAAGGAAGCUCAUACUUGCUUUGCAGACUCUAGGGGUUGUAUUUGGCGAUAUUGGAACGAGUCCAUUGUACACUUUCAGUGUAAUGUUCAACAGAUCUCCGAUUAACGACAAGGAAGAUAUAAUCGGAGCCUUGUCAUUGGUUAUAUACACGUUGAUACUGUUCCCUCUUGUAAAGUAUGUACAUUUUGUUCUUUGGGCCAAUGACGAUGGUGAAGGUGGUACUUUUGCGUUGUAUUCGUUGAUCUGUAGAAACGCAAAUGUUAGCCUUAUCCCGAAUCAACUUCCGUCAGAUGCUCGCAUAUCGGGAUUCGGUUUGAAGGUUCCGUCUCCGGAACUUGAAAGAUCCUUGAAAAUAAAAGAAAAACUUGAGGGGUCAAUGAUCUUGAAAAAGCUUCUUCUGGUUUUAGUUCUUGCCGGCACUGCUAUGGUGCUUGCUGAUUCCGUUGUUACGCCUGCAAUGUCAGUAAUGUCUGCUGUUCGUGGUUUGAAGAUUGGAGUUGGUGCUAUAGAACAAGAUCAGGUGGUCAUGAUAUCAGUCAGCUUUCUUGUGAUCUUGUUCAGUGUGCAGAAAUAUGGAGCCAGCAAACUGGGACUCACUUUGGGUCCUGCUUUGCUUAUAUGGUUUUUUAGUCUUGCGGGCAUUGGGAUCUACAACCUCGUUAAAUAUGACAGCAGCGUUUUUAGGGCGUUCAAUCCAGCGUAUAUCUAUUUCUUUUUCAAGAGAAACUCUGUUAAUGCUUGGUAUGCGCUUGGGGGUUGCGUUCUAUGUGCAACUGGAUCGGAGGCCAUGUUUGCAGAUCUUAGCUUCUUUUCUGUUCACUCUGUCCAGCUUACAUUUACACUUCUGGUGUUACCUUGCCUCUUGUUGGGUUAUUUGGGCCAAGCAGCAUACCUUUCUGAGAAUAUCAGCCAUGCUGGGGAUGCUUUCUUUGCGUCAGUUCCAAGUUUUUUGUUCUGGCCAGUCUUUCUCAUUUCUAAUAUCGCUGCUCUAAUUGCCAGUCGUUCAAUGACGACAGCCACAUUUACAUGCAUCAAACAGUCAAUAGCACUGGGCUGUUUCCCACGUCUUAAAAUCAUUCACACCUCGAAGAAAUUCAUUGGACAGAUUUAUAUACCGGUUCUAAACUGGUUCCUUUUGGUGGUGUGCCUGAUCGUUGUCUGCUCUAUCUCAAACAUCUUCAUGAUUGGAAACGCAUAUGGCAUCGCAGAACUGGGAAUUAUGAUGACUACGACGAUUUUGGUGACCCUUAUCAUGCUCCUUAUCUGGCAGACGAACAUCAUAGUCGUGAGCUUGUUUGCAAUUGUUUCCUUGGGAGUCGAACUGGUUUUCUUCUCAUCAGUUAUAUCAAGUGUGGCUGACGGAAGUUGGAUCAUCCUGGUCUUUGCUACCAUCAUGUUUUUUAUAAUGUUCGUUUGGAACUACGGGAGUAAACUCAAGUAUGAAACGGAAGUCCAGAAGAAGCUACCAAUGGACCUACUUCGGGAACUGGGCAGUAAUCUAGGGACAAUUAGAGCACCUGGUAUUGGUCUGCUUUACAAUGAGCUAGCAAAAGGAGUUCCAGCAAUAUUUGGUCAUUUUCUAACCACCCUUCCUGCAAUCCAUUCCAUGGUUAUCUUCGUGUGUAUAAAAUAUGUCCCUGUUCCAAGCGUGCCUCAGACUGAGAGGUUUCUUUUCAGACGUGUCUGCCCAAGAAGCUAUCAUCUAUUCCGCUGUGUUGCCAGGUAUGGAUACAAAGAUGUGCGGAAGGAAAGUCACCAGGCCUUUGAGCAAAUCUUGAUUGAGAGCCUAGAGAAAUUUAUACGGAAGGAAGCACAAGAGCGUUCGCUUGAGAGUGACGGAGACCAUAAUAAUACGGAUUCAGAGGACGACACGACUCUGUCCAGAGUUUUGAUAGCACCCAAUGGAAGUGUGUAUUCACUUGGACUGCCGCUCUUAGCUGAGCACGAGACAGACAAGCGACCCUGGGAGAAAAGAAGAGCCAGCACGGAUUUUGUUGCAGGUCCUUCGAAUGAAACACCAGCGCUGGAUGCAGAGCAGAGUUUAGAAAAAGAAUUGUCGUUUAUACACAAAGCGAAAGAGUCAGGGGUCGUGUAUCUACUGGGACAUGGGGAUAUAAGAGCGACAAAGGAUUCUUGGUUUCUGAAGAAGCUGGUGAUAAAUUACAUGUAUGCUUUCUUGAGGAAGAACUGCAGGAGAGGGAUAACAAACCUAAGCGUUCCGCAUUCGCAUCUGAUGCAAGUUGGAAUGACUUAUAUGGUUUGA